AAGUGCUGGGAUUACAGGCGUGAGCCACAGCACCCAACCGGCAUAUUUCAGUUUGUUAUUUGACUCCCCUAGUGAAAUGUAAGCUUCACGAGGACAGGGAUUCUGUCUUAGAACAGUGCCUGGAAUACAAGACACUCAAUAAGUGGGUGUCGCAUGAAUAAAUGUCCCAUGCUGAGGCUCAGGUACGUUAUGAUGCUCAUUUUACAAAAGAGAAAACUAGGACACACAAAGAUUAAGUCAUUGGGUCGCACACCUUGUGAGUGCCGAGUCCUCAGCACACGCCCAGUAACAGCAUUAUUAUGAUUACUUGCCGCUUACUCAGGCCGUGAGCUAAGUGCUCAACUGAGUCAUCUCGCUCAAUUGAGUCAUCUCGCUCAAUUUAGCAAUAACCCCGAGCCGGCACCGUCGCGAACCCCACUUUCCAGAGGAGGAAGCCAGCGCCAGACGUUGCCCUGCAAGGCCGGGGCUGGGUCGGGGUUCGAACCCGGACGCCUGACAGGCCCUCCGCUCUCCCCGAGGCGUUACCGUGGUGGACCCCGCUUCCUCCCCACGGGACCCGGCGCUCACCCCCGGGCCGGGGUCGGGGUCGUGAGCCCACAGCUCCGCCACCAUCUCCGUGUGAAGAAACUCGAACAGCACAGUAUCCGCCAUGAGCCCUCCUCGCGCGCCUAAAGAUGCGCCCAGCGCUUCCCGCUCUCAUUGGCCAGGCUUGGUAAGCCACGCCUCUCAAGUCACGGCGCGAGCCCUCCUACUCCCGCUUCCACUGGUGUUUUAGACUAGCCCCGCCUCCCCACCUCGGGCUCAUGUGGUGUGCGCGUGAGCCUGGGAUACUGGGGGCGGGCCUACUACGCCUCUGGCCACACGUGACAACAUCUUCAGCCCUUGCUGCCGUCCCUUCCCUAUUUCCGGGUUCUCGAGCAUUCCUAUUGGUCAAAUUACGCGGCUUUUAAAAUCCCUAGUUGUCCACUCCAGACUUUCCUCGUCGCACAACCUGGAAAAGCCGGCCCAGCAGCUUCUCUAUUGGCAGUUCCUCCAUUCAUGUGAUCUUCUGCAUGCUCCCUCAAAGCUGAUGCUGAGAACUUGCAUCCUGAUUGGUAGCCGAGCGAAUCCACGUGACUUGGCUGCUAAUGCCCGCCCAACCCGCUCCCCUAUUGGUCGAGAUCGCAGCCCUUCAGCUGCCACGGUGAGGACUCGGCACUCCGGCUAGGAAGAGGAUCCCGCAGGCUCGGAGCGUCAGCUGCCGGCUCGGCGCCAUGGCGUCCCAGGGUCGUCGGCGGAGGCCCCUGCGGAGGCCGGAGACGGUGGUGCCUGGGGAGGCGACCGAGACGGAUUCCGAGCCCUCUGUGUCCUCGUCGGAGGAGGAGGAGCUGUACCUGGGUCCCUCGGGCCCGACGCGCGGCCGCCCCACGGGGCUGCGGGUGGCUGGGGAGGCCGCAGAGACCGACUCGGACCCGGAGCCAGAGCCGACGGCCGCGCCGAGGGACUUGCCUCCGCUCGUGGUGCAGCGGCAAUUGGCGGAGGAGGCCUGGGGCGCGGAAGAGGCCCCGGCGCCCGCCCCCGCGCGCUCGCUCCUGCAACUUCGGCUGGCGGAGAGCCAGGCGCGGCUGGACCACGACGUGGCGGCCGCGGUGAGCGGUGUUUACCGCCGUGCGGGCCGCGACGUGGCCGCCCUGGCUGGUAGGCUGGCAGCAGCCCAAGCGGCGGGGCUGGCGGCGGCCCACAGCGUGCGACUGGCGCGCGGGGACCUUUGUGCGCUGGCCGAGCGUCUGGACAUCGUGGCUGGCUGCCGCUUGCUGCCGGACAUCCGCGGCGUGCCAGGGACCAAGCCUGAGCAAGACCCGGGGCCGCGGGCCUAGCCAUGAUUCUGCUUCCCAACCUGACUGCAAUUUGGGGGUAGGCCUUGCUGCCUCUGGGACCUGACUCUGUCCCUUGUGUCUCUUAUCACCCCCCCCACCCCCCGCUCCCAUCUUAGUGCCACCCAUGGGGACUAAUCCGGUCCCCUUGGAUAAUGCUUUAUGUUGGAUAUAGUUCAACCCCUGCUGUGGAGACCAGGGCCCCGCUACCCUUAGAUCUGGUUCCUCCACCUAUCCUGACCCUGCCACCUGGUUCUGAGCCUUACCCUGAGGCUUAGCUCCAACCUUUGAUAAAUAGUUGCUCCUUAAUCUGUUUCCACCCUGGGGGCUCAUCAUGUCAUAUUUUGUCUUCUGCCUUUCUUUUCACGCUCUCUCUCUUUUUUUUUUUUUUUUUUUUGAGACAGGGUGUCUGUCUGUCACCCACGCUAGAGUGCAGUGGCAGGAUUAUCACUCACUGCAGCCUCGACCUCCUGGGCUCAAGUGAUCCUCCCAGCUCAGCCUUCCAGAGUAGCGGGGACUGCAGACCUACGCCACCAUGCCCAGUUGCCCGGUUAAUUUUUUUUUGUGACAGUUUGAAGAGGGGAGAAGGUCUCAUUGUGUUGCCCAGGCUGGUCUCAAACUUCCGGGCUCAAGCGAUUCUCCUACCCAGACGUCCCAAAGUGCUGGGGUUACAGGUGUGAGCUACCACACCCGGCUGUGCUCUUUCUGAGUUUGUUUCUGCUUAUGGUGGAGGGCUUGUUGCCGCUCUUCCCACAGGAACCCAGGAUGUGGCACAGCUUCCCUGCCAUCUUUCUUCACUCAGUUGGCUCCGCCUCCCAUCCUAGCUCCACCUCCAGAACUGCCCCCACCCUGGGCUGGGUCCUUGUUUUGUUUUUAGAGACAGGGUCUCACUCUGUCGCCCAGGCUGGAGUGCAGUGGCGUGAUCUCGGCUCACUGCCACCUCCACCUCAAGAGUUCAAGUGAUUCUCCUGUGUCAGCCUCCCGAGUAGCUAGGAUUACAGGCAUGCACCACCAUGCCUGGCUAAUUUUUAUAUUUUUAGUAGAGAUGAGGUUUCAGCAUGUUGGCCAGGCUGGUGUCGAACUCUUGGCUUCAGGUGAUCCACCUGCCUCACCUCCCAAGGUGCUGGGAUUACAGGCGUGGGCCACUGCACCCGGCCAGCUGGGUCCUUGUUCUGCUGCCCAGGCUUGGCCUUGGUUCCGUGGGUUGGUUCUACUUUUCGUUCUCCCAUCUUCUGCCUCCUGCCUCCUGCCUCCUCCUUGAGCUUAGCCCGGCCCUCUCAGCCUGAUUUCUGUUUCCCAAGUCCAGCUGUGCCAUGGGAUAGGUGGGAUAGGUUUUGCUUCCUUUUGCUGUCUCCAUCGUGCUUACACCUCCCUGAUCCUGCGCUCUGGGGACUCCCCAUGGUUUCCUUCCUUCGGCAGGCCCAAAAUGAUGGCCCCUCCUAACCUAAGGCAGGGGAUCUUCCUCCCAACUCUGGACCAAGGUGGCAUUUCCUGCACGUCCCUCCAGGCCGAGAUGAUGCUCGCUGUCAACUCUCUAAGCCAAAGUGGCAUCUCCUCCUGACUCUCCAGACCUAAAGUGACACCCUUCAGGUACUUCGGGCCCAAUUCAGCCUUGCCCUGGUGCUUUGGGCUCCAGAUGACAGCACUUUGCAGAUAAGAACGAUAUGACGUGUGGAUUUCACUACAUUUGGCUCCUGGAUGCUAUAAAAGGACUUGGAUUUCUGAUUUGGCUCAGGGACUGGGGUUAGCAGCCUCUUUCUGCUCCUUCUCCCCUGCGCUUUCUUCUGAUCCCAGCUCUGGUCCCUCAACUGUAUUCAUAUUUACUCUCCCCUCCCAACCUGAUACCCCUGUCCCUCAUCCCAACCCAAAGCCAAGAUCUUAGCCCCCAAGAUGGAGAAUGGGGAGGAGCUUUCUAUGGCAGACUGAUUAAAACUCUUAAGCAUU
Molecule: messenger RNA, 3797 nt
Organism: Piliocolobus tephrosceles (Ugandan red Colobus)
Lineage: Eukaryota; Metazoa; Chordata; Mammalia; Primates; Cercopithecidae
Gene: BLOC1S3
Product: biogenesis of lysosomal organelles complex 1 subunit 3
Exons: 2
Coding region: 1254-1856 (200 amino acids)
Cellular component (GO): BLOC-1 complex
Source: RefSeq, a predicted model, not a curated record